AUGCAGCGGACGCGAGGGGGAGAAGGACUAAAUCCCAACUUCGUGGUGAUCACGAGCACUUGCCCAAGGACUAUCCCACUAUGCUUCGCUUACAUUACUGGACACCUCAAAGUCGUCAAAUCUCUUUUCGACACUGAUGGAAACUGCCACUUCAAAUUGCGUGACGUUCGACAACUCUUGAAAGAAGCGCAGGAUGAGAUUGAAGUCCUGAGCCGAGAUAAUAAUAAUAGCACGUCAAAACGAAAAUGCGCAGACUUUUCCCUGGCCAAAUCAGCCAAUGAUGACCUAGUAGCCUUGCGGACGCGGGUUGGUACUCUGGAGCACCAACUGGACGAUACUGAGGGCAUUUUGACUGCGACGAAGAGCCAACUUCAAAGCCACUCGCAAUCAUGCGACGAAGUCAGCGUCCAACUCGAUGCCUCGCGCGAAUCCGAGUCAAGUCUGAAGCACAAGAUUCAGUUGUUAACUGAAUAUGAGGCCGAGGUCAUGCAGCUUCGAAUCACCAAGGCUGAAAAUGCUUGCAUUCCUUCUCUUCGAGUUCGAAUCGAAGAGCUUCUUGAUCUUGGUCGUCUUCGGGGAGUCGAACUGCAAUUUGCUCCAGCAAAUGGACAGAUAGCCAACCUCGAUGACCUGGUGAAGGCGCUCCAGACUAGUUUAUUAUUGGGACAGGAGAAGGCGAAACAGUGCACUACGUUGAAGGAAAGUGAAGCCGAAAAGUUAGUGGCUCAGGUUGAGAGCACCACCAUUGCAAAUCAGGAGAGGUUCCUGUCAAAAUCCGCAUCGAUCCCGAGGGUGAUACUCAAUGGAGCAUUGCAGUUAUUGGAACAAGAGAUCCAGCAGCAAGCGGCUGAACUGGCAUGCAAAGAAAAAGAGUAUGUUGUGUACCAAAACACCAUCUUGCAGUCGAAGACGGAAGUCGACCGCAAAGAAGAGAUCAUAGCAAGUUUCAGUCAUGAGAUUGACAAAGCGGCCAAAGCAAUGUUAAAGGUCGAAAGCGAACUAGCCUCUGUCCAAUCCAAACCAGCUGAUGCUGAGAAAUUGUCGGCUGUCACUGCUGCAAAGUUGGAUUCCGCUGAUUUGACGAUCAGCGAUCUACGAGAGCAACAUACUGGUCUCAAGGCUCAGAAUGCUUCACUGGCAUCAGAACUGACGUCCGAAACAAACUCGGCUCUUCGCUCAAUAGCCGUUGCAAAAGAUGAGAUUAAAGAGAAGCUGGUGGAACGCAACUCAGCGCACCGAUAUCGCUCGAUUGACAAGUCAGCUAGAAGAUACAAAAGCGAAGCAGAGCGUGCUGUUGUGAAGGACGUGAUGGAGACCUGUCAGCGUUCCCUGAAGCAACAGCUAGUCGCCAAAUGGAACGACAUUUGCCGUACUGAGAUAGUCGUUCCCAAUGUCCAACAUCCUUUUUCUGGGUGGCUUGACGACUUGAGCUUGGGCCUUGGCGUCUGCUGCUUCGUCAUAGUCGACUUCCAAGUGAAGGCAACGACACGGAGCCCUUUUCCGCCUGCGCCAAGACCCGAUGGCAAAGCCGCGUUCGAUGUUCGGGCGAUGGCAGGAAGCGUGUGA
Molecule: messenger RNA, 1566 nt
Organism: Cantharellus anzutake
Lineage: Eukaryota; Fungi; Basidiomycota; Agaricomycetes; Cantharellales; Hydnaceae
Exons: 10
Coding region: 1-1566 (521 amino acids)
Source: RefSeq, a predicted model, not a curated record